Messenger RNA from Zonotrichia leucophrys gambelii, 722 nucleotides. Its product is annotated as putative mitochondrial transporter UCP3. The transcript is spliced from 2 exons. The annotation marks the transcript as partial. The record is from RefSeq and is a predicted model, not a curated record. Lineage: Eukaryota; Metazoa; Chordata; Aves; Passeriformes; Passerellidae. Gene Ontology annotation, biological process: mitochondrial transmembrane transport; response to cold; adaptive thermogenesis. Gene Ontology annotation, molecular function: oxidative phosphorylation uncoupler activity.
CAGGUGAGCACGGCACAGGGAGGGCACACGGCCGGGCGCCAUCCCUGUCCCUGCAGCGUCCAAGCCCGGCCCUGCCCACCCUCACACAACGUCCCGUGCCGCUUCGUGGCCGCCUUCGGCGCCGGGUUCUGUGCCACGGUGGUGGCGUCGCCGGUGGACGUGGUGAAGACGCGGUGCAUGAACGGCAGCCCCGGGCAGUACCGCAAUGCCCUGAGCUGCCUGCCGGCCCUGCUCAUGCAGGACGGCCCCGCCGGCCUCUACAAGGGCUUCGUCCCGUCCUUGCUGCGGCUGGGCUCCUGGAACGUGGUGAUGUUCGUGUCCUACGAGCGGCUGCAGCGCCUGAUGGUGCUGGCACGGCCGGCGCUGGCCUGAGCCCCCGGCGCCCCGGGCCGCCCGGCGAGGCUCACAUCGAUUACAUUCAUCGCAUCCAUUCUAUUCAUUGCCGGAGCGCCGGGGAGCAGCGGAGCCACGGGCCCGGGGAGGGACGCGAGAGACGCGAGGAGGAGGAGGAUGCUGGAGGAGGAGAAGCGCGGGAGAACAGAGGCUUUCAGAGAAGAGUUUUAAGGGACGGAGGAAAAAAUGUUUGUUGGCUUUGCAGCCGGGAAGAGCAGCGCUUCCCGAGGGCGGGGGUGUGGGCAGGCGGGACCAAGCUGAGGGCCAGGGAAUUCCCGUUGUUCCUCACUGGCGCUUCCAAUAAAUCGCCCCUAUGGGGCCUGAUCACA